Molecule: messenger RNA, 628 nt
Organism: Emericellopsis atlantica
Lineage: Eukaryota; Fungi; Ascomycota; Sordariomycetes; Hypocreales; Bionectriaceae
Exons: 2
Coding region: 145-588 (147 amino acids)
Source: RefSeq, a predicted model, not a curated record
CCACUUUCAAGACCGAGUGCAGAAUGCCGUGGUUAAUGCAGGGCGAAAGCGGCCAGGGUCAUCCGAUGUGUAUAUGUAACAAGGAAGUAAUAAUGGAGUGGGCGUGCUGCGACUCGGGCUUCCGUAUCUGCGACAAAGAGCUCCAUGGCGCAAAUUGACGCAAACCUUUCCCCCUCCGAGACAGAAUUUUGGCUGUUCGGCACACAUCUGGGUACGAAUUGGUGGGAUGACGUCUCCUGGCUGACUUCCGACUGUUGGGCGGGCGAAUCACAGCUCGAUCGUGACUCUCACAUGGUGCAUAGUGCACAAUUUACAUCAGACAAGGCACCGGUAUUGUGUGAGUUCCCCAAGGAUAAAAUCGCCAAAGUCAGCAGUGAGACUGUUCGAAAGCGCUUCUAUUGCAAUUUUUCGCGCUGUCCGAAAAGCUACUCGCGUGCAGAACAUGUGAGAAGACACAUCAAUGAGGGGCACAGUACAAACCCACCCAGGUAUUUUUGCAUGCUGUGCGGCCAUUGUUUCGUAAGAUUGGAGAACCUUCGCGCUCACCGCAAGCUGCAUCGACAACGAGAUGCCACCGGGGGCGUGUAGCAUUGAUCGAGCGUGGAACGUGUCAUCAUGCAGUACUUGG